Varanus komodoensis (Komodo dragon) is the source of this 2514-nucleotide messenger RNA. Its product is annotated as vomeronasal type-2 receptor 26-like. Gene Ontology annotation, molecular function: G protein-coupled receptor activity. Gene Ontology annotation, cellular component: membrane. The transcript is spliced from 6 exons. Bases 1 to 2514 code for a protein of 837 amino acids. Gene Ontology annotation, biological process: G protein-coupled receptor signaling pathway. The record is from RefSeq and is a predicted model, not a curated record. NCBI's taxonomy places the organism in Eukaryota, Metazoa, Chordata, Lepidosauria, Squamata, Varanidae.
AUGCUGGUGCUGAUGUUCCUCAUAUUGGUGUUCAUUCCUCAAGUGGUAUAUGGUUCUCCCAUUGCUAAAUGUCCCAUCAGCAAUCCUCUUCCCAUGAAGCACAAGUAUUAUCGGUCUGGAGAUGUCAUCAUUGGGGGUGUUAUUUCUCAGAUCUUCACCUUUUCGAACCCCAUAAGCUUCCAAUCACAUCCCUCUCAAGACCUCCUUGAUCACCUUGUUCAUUUUGAUGCAAGCACUAUUUAUCUUGCCUCAAUGGAACUUCUCUCGACAUGGGGCAAAUUCAGCCCGAACUAUAAAUGUGAUGCAAAGGACAAUGUAGUUGCUGUCAUUGGGGGUCCAAAUUCAAGUGUGUGUGCUUCCAUGGCAAACAUUCUGUUUAUCUACAAAGUGCCACAGCUUGGAUAUGGCUUUGCUCCAAUGACAAACGAUCACAGCCAAGCUGCUUUCUUCCAAGGAAUGUUCCCUAAAGGAGCACACCAGUAUACAGGGAUUCUCCAGUUGCUCCUGUUUUUUAAGUGGACUUGGAUUGGCAUCAUUUUUGUGCACGAGAGUGGAGAAAGAUUUGUCCAGACUGUUCUUCCUGUGUUUUCUCAGAAAGGCAUCUGUUUUGACUUUAUACAACCAUUGCUAACAGUGCGUAUCACUGGCGAUAUUGCAGAAAUGGUGGAAGUGUGGACAGAAGCAUUUGAGGUCAUUAUGAGCAGUACUGCCACUGUUGUAAUUGUGCAUGGUGAAAUCCACACAAUGAUAUCUUUGAUAACAUUACCAGAGUUUUCAGACAUUUUCGAAAUCCCAAUGAAGACCAAACAGAAAGUCUGGAUCAUGACAGCGCAGAUGGAGUUCACAUCAGUCUGCUUUCAAAGAUUUUGGGACAUAAGCAUCAUCCACGGUGCUAUUUCAUUUACAGUUAGCUCUAAGGAUGUGAUAGGAUUCCAGAAAUUUCUUCAGAUGAGAAACCCUGCUUCAGACAAAGAAGAUGGCUUUAUCAGGGACUUCUGGCAGCAGACAUUUUCCUGUGUAUUCCAAAGCAAUGAGAAAGAAAAGGCACAUGAGAACAUCUGCACUGGGGUGGAGAAGCUGGAGACCCUUCCUGGGUCUGUCUUUGAAAUGGGCAUGACCAGCCAAAGCUACAGUGUCUAUAACGCUGUCCAUGCUGUGGCACAUGCUUUGCAAUCCUUGCAUUCCUCGAGAUCCAAAGUGAGAGCAAAGGUGCAUGGAACUCUCUGGGAGCAUCCAGCUCAUCAGCCCUGGCAGCUCCAUCACUUUCUGAGAAGAGUUUCCUUUAACAACACUGCUGGGGACCAGAUCUCCUUUGAUAAAAAUGGGGAAUUAGUCACUGGAUUUGAUAUUUUCAACUGGGUCAUAUUCCCAAACCAGUCCUUCCUUAGAGUCAGAAUUGGAAAGAUAGACCCCCUCACCCCUGCAGACAAAAUGCUGAGCACUGCUGUGGAUGCCAUUGUAUGGCCCAGCAUCUUCAACCAGACACAGCCUAUAUCUCAGUGUAAUGAAUUCUGCCAAUUGGGUUAUAGGAAGACAAAGGUGGAAGGGAAGCCAUUUUGCUGCUAUAAUUGCAUUCCAUGCCCACAAGGGAAGAUUUCAAACCAGAAAGACAUGGACAAUUGUUAUGAAUGCCCAGAAGAUCACUAUCCAAACAAGAACCAGGAUUCAUGCAUUCCCAAAGAGAUCAGUUUUCUUACUUACAAAGAACCUUUGGGAAUCAGUUCAGUUCUGGUCUCUCUUUUCUUCUCACUUCUCACUGCUUUGGUACUUUGCGUCUUCAUUACCCACAAGGACACUUCAAUUGUCAAAGCCAAUAAUCAAAACCUUACCUUCACUCUCCUUGUUGCCCUCCUGCUCUCCUUCCUUGGUGCCUUACUCUUCAUUGGCCGACCUGACAAGGUGACCUGUCUCCUUCGACAAACUGCUUUUGGAAUCAUCUUCUCAGUGGCUGUUUCUUGUGUGUUGGCCAAAACCAUCACUGUGGUCCUCGCUUUCAUGGCCACCAAGCCAGGAUCCAUAAUGAGAAGAUGGGUGGGUGCAAAGCUGGCUAAUUGCAUUGUCCUUUCCAGUUCCCUGAUUCAAGCCAUAAUUUGCACAAUUUGGCUGGCUACCUCUCCUCCCUUUCCAGAUUUUGACAUGCAUUCGAUGUCUGAAGAAAUCAUCCUGGAAUGCAAUGAAGGUUCAGAGGUCAUGUUCUACUUUGUCCUGGGCUUCAUGGGCUUCCUGGCCAUUGUCAGCUUCAUGGUGGCUUUCCUAGCAAGGAAGUUGCCUGAUAGUUUCAAUGAAGCCAAAUUUAUCACGCUCAGCAUGCUGGUCUUCUGCAGUGUUUGGUUGACCUUUGUUCCAGCCUAUCAGAGCACAAAAGGAAAGUACAUGGUGGCUGUGGAGAUAUUCUCCAUCAUGUCAUCCAGUGCUGGGUUGCUUCUCUGUAUUUUUCCUCCCAAAUGCUACAUUAUUUUAAUAAGACCUGAGCUGAACAACAAGCAUCAGCUAAUGAAAAGGAAGAAUUACUGA